AAUGAACGCCAAAAACUAUAAGCGUUGAAAAGCACAAAUCUAAGAAAAUAAAUGCUAGCACAAACUCUUCAACGGUAGGCAGUCUUAGCUGAAUUAGUUUUAAAAGGGGUGAUUUUCUUUUCAAUUUUUGGUUUCAGAUUUCCUGGCUAAAAAUCUUUGUGUCCCUUUAAAUUAAUUUCUCGGUUAAUUUGUACUUCCCAUUGUACGUUGAUGAGUUAUAUUUCUCCUCUGCUAACUGCCAGGGUGGCAUAUAACAUCUGGAUGUGUGCAUGUGCACAUAUAUCGCAUAUUUCAACAAAGUCACAUAGUACUGUAUAACUCUUUUUCCUUGAUGCCUGCACUCAUGUCUGAAUAUUCAAACACAAUCUUGAGAUGUCUGCGUAGCAAUUUUUGACUAUUGUCAGAGAGUCUCACAGUGAGUCUUCUUUCCUUUCUUAUAUUACAAGCAUUAUUUUAAAUGCUGCAAAGCAGCAUAGCACCUGCCAGCCUUCAGUUGUUUAUAUCCAUAGUAUGCUGUACUGCUUUUCACUUAGCAAUCAGUGUUUCUAUAUUAUGGAUAUUCAAUUCUAGCAGACUCCAGCAAAUUUAAUUCUCUCUCUGUUCUGUUGCCAACCUUGCCCACACUACAUGAAUAUUAUUUACCAUAUAGUUUCACUGAGUUGCUUCGCACUUUGUUUAUAAGCAUGCUGGUAUACUUCACCUUGGAUAGUUUCUGAUAAACUGCACAAUUCCCUGAACAAAACAGUACCUCUCAUUUUUCCUGCCAGAGUUAUUCUCCUAAUAUUAAUACUCCUGAAGACUGUUCCACUCUUUGGUUGGUUCUGCUUAUUUCCUGGUUAAUGCAGCUAAUGUAACUACAGCAAUAAUAAAAAUCAUUUUGUAUUGAGAAGUCAGAAUGAUUAUGAGCUGCUUUGAUUUUAAUUUCAAUUUAUGGUUACAAAUUUUCAGACUAAGCAUGCUUGUGUUCAUGCAGACUCUGAAUCUCUUGGAAAACAGUGAUGGGCUAUCUGCCCAAUGCCAUCUUAAGGACACUGGGUCUAACUCAGACAUGUCCUGUAUUGACUAAUGACAGUGCUGACACAUGUGCUUGCUGGCAUCGUUUAAUCCUGGCUCAGAGCUGAAUCUGACUCUGGCUCAUCAGUCUAAACAGCCUGUUGCUUGUAAAUGUCCAGUUCCAGUGACAACACAUAAGCAAGAAGCCUAGAAAGCAUUCUGAGUCUUUGAACAUUGAACUUCACCAUUCUUGAUAGGCCCCCAGUUCACCAAUGCCCAGGCUCCAUGGUGUGUCUUCCAGCUAAUAUUAUGCAUUUUGUACAGGUUGGCCUUGGACAUAUGCCUGCUGUUGAUGUUUUUUGUUGCAUUACUGGUGGUUUUACUGGAUGAAGCACUACAUCCAGAUGUGUGCAGUACUGAGUACAGCUGCACUGAUGACUCUAUGGUGUAAACUUAUGAUAUUGCAUCAGGUAUGGCAUGAACUGGCAUCUGGGCCAGUAUAUGUGAAUACGCUCUACAAACUUUAUAUUCAACUUCAGGUCUGUUUGGUACAAUCCAUUCCGACCAAAAAUUUGCUGUUCAGACCUGCAGAACCUACCUGCCUGCUGGAAGUAGGCUACUUUAUUUAUCAGAAGUCAGAUUGGAGGCUGUUUUCCACAAGAGAGAUCAACACCAUUGAUGCUUCCCUCACAUGAUGAGCUGUCUCGUACUGCUCUGGUCAGGGGUACUGGGGGCAGGUGGCCUCCUGGUUUAAGGUGCAUCAACCAGCCUGAAUUGAGAGCUGAGAAGACAUUGUGCUGGUCAACAUACAUCCAGGGAAGUUUUUCUACAAUAUUGUGGUAGCCCAGAUCUGUGAGAAGUUUAUCCAGGCACAUGUAGACACAUGUAGACAUCACAUGUAGGCACAGGUAGACAGCCCUCUGGCAUAGGAUGCUCUAGCCCAUGGAUAGCCUCAUCACCUGAUAUAUGACUUUCCUCCUUUACUGCUCAUUUUUCCCACUUGGCAGGAUGCAGCAACUAGGCCAAAAAACUUUACUUCUGGCCUUAAGAUGGGUAGCAAGACCUUUUUUGCACUGCUACUUUCCAUGGAUUAUGGUCUGAUUCCAACACGGUGUAGAUACUGAAUGUAUGCACUGUCUUGACAGUGUAUCCACCACACCACUUUACAGCCCUGGCAUUUGAAUUGCUCUCAGUGUGGUUAGAUCCACCUGAGAACAUUUUGCACAAGAUGCCAGUAAUAAUUCCACCUAUUAAAUGUAAGUGAGUGAUUUGUGUAGGUAGGUGAGUGGACCAAGUAUGUCUGUGAGAUACUUCACUUUUAAAGAAGUCCAUUAUUAAAAAAGCCUUUACUUUAAUAAGUGCUGAUAAUUACCAACUCAUUGCGACAAUUAUCAUAAAGUCAGUCUGGAUUGCCAGGAAUUCCUCUGCUUUCAAUUCGAUACCUACUAGUUUGAUCACAAAAGAGCCAGUGCUGACUUUAGAUUGCUGAAUGGAUAUACUAGCUAUAUGAUGACAUCUUAAAGACUGGUAUGUCAUUACAAGAUAUUGGCAUGACAGUUAUUCCUUGUUUGCUACGUACCAUGUCAUAUUAAAACCUCAUUUUGUCCUGAAAUUAUAAUUACAUGCUACAUGUAUAAAAAUGUUACCCUUAAGUUUAAUGGAAAUGUGGCUUUUCUAAAGACAGCACUUGAUUACAUUUGAAGUUUAGCAAGACUGUAAGGAGCAAGUGUGUUUUUAAAAGUUUUUAGAUAACAGAUCCUGCAAACCUUCAAGGUUAAAUGCCAGCCUCAAUCCAUGAGAUUAAAGUUAAAGCAAUAGAAAGCCUACAGACUGGAACUGACGAGAAUGCUGAGAAGAACAGCAGCAAACAUAUUUCAAAGAUUAAGCUAACAAAAAAAUUAUUUUAUGUCUUAUCUUAAAAAAAUUAAGAACAGUGCAAUGCAAGUAUUUAUUAUUAUGUGAUUCACUGAAUUUUUUAGUUAAAUAUCUAGAUAGAUUUUUAACCCUACUCAUUGUUACAUUAUUUGCUCAGUCUUGAUCAGGCUUAAAUGUUACUCUGAAGCUCGUAACCUUAUGAAGUAAAAUAAGGUUUUAAUAGUUUGACUACUAUGGAUACCUCGUAAAAACAAAAUCCUUUUGAUGCUGAUAAAAUAAUUAGAAACAAGAGCUUGUCAAACAGAAAAGACAUGUGUAAACAUCCCUAAUUUUAUAACACUUGUGACCUAAGGAGGAAAAUAUUACACAAGAUGUUGAAUGAGUGGCUUGACAUAAACACAGCUUCUCUUACUCUGUAGGUAAUACUGAAUAGAGGGUUAAGUUUAAAUGUGGCCUCAAUCCUGUAAUUAUUAACUGACUUAAUUGCAGGUGGGGCACAGUGCACAUAUCACCCGGCAGUGUCUGUGAAAAGUAUAUGCACUGGAAAUCCAUCUGUUAAUACACAUAUAGACAUGGACAGCACAUCUAAGAAACUUCAGCUAAAGUCAGAGGUGGGACUGAUAGGAGGAGUGUCUCUCAUUGCCGGGGUCAUGAUCGGCUCAGGGAUCUUCAUGUCCCCGCAGACUGUACUGAUAAACAUCGGGAGUCCUGGGGCUAGCUUGGUGAUAUGGGCCUGCUGUGGACUGUUGGCAAUGCUCGCAUCACUGAGUUACGCUGAGCUAGGAACAGUAAUCCGUGAAUCUGGAGGUGAAUACAUCUAUAUAAUACGCACUUCUGGCAACCUGAUGGCUUUUAUUUUUGCCUUCACCUCUGUGCUGGUUGUGAGACCAACCAGUAUGACUGGACUGGCUCUCAGCUUUGCCCAGAAUGCUGUUGCACCCUUCUAUGAAAGCUGUGCACCUCCGGAUGUGGUGGUGAAGUCUGUAGCAGCUGCUGGCCUCUUAAUCUUAGUCAUAGUGAACUGCCUGAAUGUACGCUUUUCCAUAGCUGUCACCACAAUCCUCAUGGCAGUUAAAUUCCUUACACUGCUGGUUAUUUCCAUCUGUGGUGUGGUGUUGCUUAUUCAAGGAAACACCAGUAAUCUUCAAAAUGCAUUUGAGGGGACCAGCCAAAGCGUUGGUGUGAUUGGAAUGGCUUUCUAUCAGUGUCUGUGGUCCUACGAUGGCUGGAACAACCUGAACUCUGUGACUGAAGAGCUUAAGUGUCCUCAGGUAAAUCUCCUCCGGGCAUUGAUUAUUGCCAUCCCGAUGGUAACACUCCUCUACUUGCUGGUCAAUAUCAGUUAUCUGGCUGCCAUGACUCCAAGAGAGAUGAUGGUAUCCAGUGCUGUGGCAGUUACUUGGGGCAAUAAGGUCCUGGGCAGUUGGGGCUGGGUGAUGUCUACUGCAGCAGCACUGUCAUCCUUAGGCUCUCUGAAUGGAUCGUUCUUCAGCGGAGGACGAGUUUGCUUUGUAGCUGCCCGAGAGGGUCAUAUGCCUAACAUCCUGGCCAUGGCCCAUGUGCGGCGCCUCACUCCGUCUCCAGCUCUUAUCUUCACCACCAUCAUCUCCCUCAUUGUGCUCAUUCCUGGAGAUUUUCAGGGCAUAGUAAACUUCUUCAGCUUUACAGCCUGGUUCUUCUAUGGAGUUACGAUAUCAGGGUUACUCUACAUAAAAAUAAAAUUUCCUGAACUUCCUCGAGCAUACACGGUACCCAUUUUUAUCCCUAUCCUGGUGCUGCUGGCAGCUGUGUUCCUGGUUCUAGCACCCAUCAUUGACAAUCCUCAGCUUGAGUACCUGUAUGUCACCCUCUUCAUCCUAAGUGGAGCUUUGAUUUAUAUUCCAUUCAUUCACUUUAAACUGUGUCCAGGCCUGCUGGACAAACUCACAGUGGUCCUGCAGCUCUUCCUGGAGGUAGCACCAGCUGACAAAAAUGUAUAAAACAGCAUGUCAGACUGGGAGGCAAAGCAUUUUGGCCUCUUGGUCAAUUUUUGGCCCUUAAUGUUCCCAAAUCAAUGUUUCACCAAGUUCAUCAGUCAGUUACAGCUUACACUGUUUAAGUUUUUAUCAAUUAUAAAUUUUGGCUGAGUCUUUAAAAGCAUUGCAUCACAAAGAUUGCUAUUAAAUGAUAGAGCAAGCAUCACACUAGAUACUCAUUGUACUGUAUUAAGAUAAUCUUAACUUUAUUAUACUUUUGAGGAAAUAUGCUUACAUUCCUAUGUUAUUAGGAAUUCCUAUGUUAUUGGGUGUUUUUUUUUCAAACAAAUAAACAGGUGGAAACUG
Messenger RNA from Ictalurus punctatus (channel catfish), 5189 nucleotides. RefSeq names its product b(0,+)-type amino acid transporter 1. NCBI's taxonomy places the organism in Eukaryota, Metazoa, Chordata, Actinopteri, Siluriformes, Ictaluridae. Gene Ontology annotation, molecular function: L-amino acid transmembrane transporter activity. Bases 3441 to 4847 code for a protein of 468 amino acids. Gene Ontology annotation, biological process: amino acid transmembrane transport. The transcript has 6 exons. Gene Ontology annotation, cellular component: membrane. The record is from RefSeq and is a predicted model, not a curated record.